Molecule: messenger RNA, 873 nt
Organism: Trematosphaeria pertusa
Lineage: Eukaryota; Fungi; Ascomycota; Dothideomycetes; Pleosporales; Trematosphaeriaceae
Product: Ribokinase-like protein
Exons: 2
Source: RefSeq, a predicted model, not a curated record
CAGCUUGACUCCUGGGAUAUCACCAUUGUAAAUAAGCGGGAUGAGUCACGGCCUUGCGCAAGAGGCCUGCAAAAAUACGACGAUGCCACAUUUGGACGUGACGGUACUUUUCGAGAGCUCACCCCAGAAUUCGACUUUUCGCCCGUCGACCUUCAAGAGACGCCGCUGCUUGCAUCAUCGUCAUUCCAUCUCCUUGGGGCGCCUGCGAUGUGUUCCACGUACGUCGAACAGAUUCUUCGAUUGCGCGCCAGACAUUCGAUUCGGGACUCGCCCCUGCUGGUCUGGGAACCGGAGCCGCGUACCAGCCUCACCCGAAACCUAUCCUCCACCGUUUCUGCGGCGUCCAAGAUAAACGUUCUCUCCCCGAACCAUCUUGAACUCCGCCGGCUGUUUAUAGAGCAUCCGGUAACGCCGAGGCCGACUACAAUCGAGAUUGAGGAAUAUGGCAAGCAAUUGCUAGAUCUGGGAAUCGGACCCAACGGCAGCGGGCUAUUGAUUGUGUGCGCUGCGGAAUUGGGCUGCAUGGUGGUAUCUCGCGAAUUGUCACCGCGUUGGUUUCCGGCAUACUAUGGGCCGCAGGAGGAUAUGGAGUGCAGAGCUAAGCAGGGAGAAGAAGUCGAGUUUAACCGGGCUGUGGUUGAUCCCACUGGUGCUGGAAAUGCUUUCCUUGGGGCUUUCACUAUCGAAUAUGCCGCUUCUGGAGACCUAGUUGAGGCUAUCUGUCAGGCCAUGGUUGCGGAAAGUUUUACUGUGCAACAAAUAGCAUUCCCAACGAAAGGUGAGGAUGAAACGGGGCAGACAGAGACUUGGAAUGGCGAGGCAGCAAGGGAACGGUUGGACUUAUACAAAAAGAGGCUAGAUAUCGAUAACUAA